Quercus lobata is the source of this 1350-nucleotide messenger RNA. RefSeq lists its product as uncharacterized. The record is from RefSeq and is a predicted model, not a curated record. Bases 1 to 1350 code for a protein of 449 amino acids. The transcript is spliced from 12 exons. NCBI's taxonomy places the organism in Eukaryota, Viridiplantae, Streptophyta, Magnoliopsida, Fagales, Fagaceae.
AUGGAUAGACAAAGUCAAAGAUAUAAUCUUUUGGAUGAAAUCGACAUUGAAAAAGACAAUUGGAAUAUUAGAGUUAGAGUCACAAGAAUGUGGGAAGUUCUUAACAUUAAAACAAAUAAUGAACUUAUAAGUGUUGAUUUGGUGCUUCUUGAUGAGAAGGAUAAUCUUAUUCAUGCAAGUAUUAGAAAGUCAUUUGCUAAUCAUUUUAGAGAUAUACAAGAAGAAACAAAUGAUGAACUACUUGCAAAACAAAAAUUUGAAUUGGUUCCAUUUGAUGAGCUAAAAUAUCUUGCUAACAAAAACACAACUCUAACAGAUGUAAUAGGAGAAAUCGUAGGAAUUUCUCCCAUGGAAAAGAUAGAGGUGCGUGGGAAAAAAAUGAACAAAAGGCUAAUUGAACUUCAAGAUAACAGGAGGGAAAAAAUUAGAAUCACAUUUUGGGAUAAAUUUGCAAAGGCAAUUAAUGAAGAUAUAUGUCUUGAUAAUUUUGUGCUGCCUAUUAUAAUUAUCACAUCAACCACAACCACUGUCAAGACUUAUAUGAGGAAAUUAUCAUCGUCUUCUACAAACUCUUCAAAGUUGUAUGUGAAUUUAGAUAUUCCAGAGGUCAUAGAGUUAAGAAAAAGUCUUGAAGAAACUGAAUUCAGCCUUGAUGAGAAAGAGAAGAAGAUUGAGUUGUUGCAACUAUCACGUUCAAUUCUUGACCCUAAUGAGAUUUCUAAGAUGAAAAGAACACUAUUGGAAAUUUUGACCUUUAUAAAGACUGAAAAAGAACAGGACAUAACAUUUUAUUGCACAGCCUCAAUUAAAAAGAUCAAUGUUGAGAAUGGAUGGUAUUAUGUCUCCUGUGAUGAGUGUCCUAAAAAAUUGAAAAAACAUGAAUCCAAACUAUUUUGUGAGACAUGUAUGAAAGUAUGUGGAUUCCCAAAAAUUAGACUUGACAUGCAAGUUGGUGAUACAACAGAACAUGCAAAUUUUGUAGUGUUUGACAAGGAAGCAGAGAAGUUAAUUAAAGUGCCUGCUAUGCAACUCUCCAAUAUGGAAGAAGAGGAUGAAGACAAUGACAAUAUUAUUCCAAGUAGCAUCAAAUGCAUAAUUGGAAAAACCUACAUCUUCCAACUGAAAAUUACUGUAUACAAUUUUUUCGUUCACAAACAAAACUUUACAGUAACUAGCGUCAUUGAAAUUGAAGGAAACGGACAAUUACAGGAAACAACAAAAAGAGGGGCUAACAAUGGAAAUGAAGUACUUCAAGAAAAAAUCUGUGCACAAGAAAAGAAAAGAAAGAUUGUGAAGAAAGAAAUAAAAAAAGAGGAAGUGGAAGAUCAUAUAGAAGUGUUAGAGGAUUAG